AUGGCGCCCCGCCGUGUUUGGGUCAAGCGAUCGGCUUGCUCCGCGACCUUGGUAUCAUAUUUGGAGAAUGCUGUUGUAGAUGAGCUGCGCGACCAGGUGAUAAGGAAAUAUGCCAAUUCCUUGGGGAGGAAAUUUGAUUCUCCUGAUAUAAUGACCACAAUUACUCCUCGGCAGGACUUGAACCGACAGGCCCAACAAGAGCGUCUCCUCAACCCGGAUGAAAUGUUGUCAUCUGUGCUCGACACAUACUACCCUGGUGGCCAGACAAUAGAAGAGGCGCUGGUGAUUGACGUGCCCACGCGCUAUGACCCGAGGCUAUCACCACGUUAUACAUUUCACAGUCACGACAAUUCGGAGUCUGGCAAGCAUGGCGACUCAUUUCCUCUUGAAUUGGGGAGUAAAAAUGCAACGGUGCCACCUCCGCGCCCAUCAAGUUCGCUAGCUGGCGCCGAACCGCCAUCUCGCUCAGUAUCUACUACUGAUGUGGUCCCUUCGCUGCCGUCGCCUGGGAGCCUUGGGUCGCAGCAUACUUCAGAUUCGCCAGUGACGCUUUGUCAACCACCCACCAUGCCAGAGCCCGGCAACUCUUCUCAUGACGAAACUUCACCCGCUGCCUUGGCCCCGACUGCCCCAAUAUCGCCCACACUAACGACGGAGUCACCGAAGGCAAAAACACACACGUCCCCUGCACCAGCCGCAUCUCCACUAUCUCUUCGAACAAGGGAAAACUGUUUAUCUCCAGGUGCAGCCCUUGGCGGCUUGAUUGAUGGCACUGUACCGCCAAUCAAUGUCCUCAUCGUGGAGGACAACAUCAUCAAUCAGAAGCUGCUGGGAGCAUUCAUGAAACGACUGAACGUACGUUGGAAGUUUGCAGCUGACGGCGAAGAGGCGGUGCGGAAAUGGCGACAGGGCGGUUUCCACCUUGUGCUGAUGGACCUCCAGUUGCCCAUCAUGAACGGGUUGGAUGCUACUAAAGAGGUCCGGCGGCUCGAGCGACUGAAUGGAAUUGGCGUCUUUUCUAAGGCAGAUUCUGGUCGCUCCAGUGUCUCAAGCCCUAUCGCAAAGUCUCCAUUGGAAAAGGGACCGGGAUCUCAGCGCUCUCCAAUUGAAGAGGACACUCUGGCUAAUAUCUCUGUGUUUCGUAGCCCGGUGCCCGUGAGAUUUCCAUGGCUUGAGCAGAAGGUGACGGAAUGGGGCUGCAUGCAGGCAUUGAUUGAUUUUGAGGGCUGGCGGAGAUGGCGCGGGUUCAUAGACUCGCCGCGAUCCGCCUCUCCCACCAAUGACAGCGGUGCUGGCAACGAAAAUGACUCCAGCCCGAUGCAUACAAAUGUAUAA
This is a messenger RNA of Penicillium brevicompactum, 1335 nucleotides long. Its product is annotated as response regulator. The record is from RefSeq and is a predicted model, not a curated record. NCBI's taxonomy places the organism in Eukaryota, Fungi, Ascomycota, Eurotiomycetes, Eurotiales, Aspergillaceae. Bases 1 to 1335 code for a protein of 444 amino acids. The transcript has 3 exons. Gene Ontology annotation, biological process: phosphorelay signal transduction system.